AUGGCCGACAACUGCUGCUCUCCCUGCUGCCGGCCGUCUUGCUGUGUGCCCGUGUGCUGCGAACCCGUGUGCUGCAAACCCGUGUGCUGCGAGCCCGUGUGCUGCGUUCCCGUCUGUUGCGAACCCACGUGCUGCCCCACCCCGUGCUGCCGCCCAGCCUCCCGCGUGGCUCUGCUCUGCCGCCCGGCCUGCUGCUGCUCCCCUUGCUGCCGGCCGUCUUGCUGCGUGCCCGUGUGCUGCAAGCCCGUGUGCUGCACGCCCGUGUGCUGCAAACCCGUGUGCUGCACGCCCGUCUGCUGCACGCCCGUCUGCUGCGAACCCACGUGCUGCCCCACCCCGUGCUGCCGCCCAGCCUCCCGCGUGGUUCUGCUCUGCCGCCCGGCCUGCGGUGCGCCCUGCGGGGCCGGCUGCGGCUCGGCCUCUUGCUGCCAGCCGGCUUGUGGCCGGGACAGCUCCUGCCCUUCUCUCCUCUGCCGACCUGCUUGCCCCAGCCCGACUUGCUGUUGA
Molecule: messenger RNA, 507 nt
Organism: Ornithorhynchus anatinus (platypus)
Lineage: Eukaryota; Metazoa; Chordata; Mammalia; Monotremata; Ornithorhynchidae
Product: keratin-associated protein 10-7-like
Exons: 3
Coding region: 1-507 (168 amino acids)
Cellular component (GO): keratin filament
Source: RefSeq, a predicted model, not a curated record